Messenger RNA from Populus trichocarpa (black cottonwood), 3745 nucleotides. RefSeq lists its product as uncharacterized. The transcript has 3 exons. Lineage: Eukaryota; Viridiplantae; Streptophyta; Magnoliopsida; Malpighiales; Salicaceae. The record is from RefSeq and is a predicted model, not a curated record. Gene Ontology annotation, molecular function: protein dimerization activity. The coding region runs from base 1587 to 3524 and encodes 645 amino acids.
UCAUUGCAGGCUUUCUCACAGGCACUACUUUCUGGUAAGUUUCCCACCAUUUUGAAGUGAACUAGUUCCUUCCAUACCGAGCUUCAUACAAGUCAUUCGGACCUAACUUUUUAGUUCGGUGCUAAUCCCAUGCAACUGAAAAGAAAAAAAAGAGAAAGCAAUCGAACCAUUGCAUCUAAUUUUGUUAGCUGUGGCUGAUCCUUGUCAAUCCUGCACCUAUAUAAUGCUAGUGCCAUCUCGGAAACAGGGACUGCUAGGGGAUGCGGGUGGCAAUAUCGUAUCAAAAGGGAAUCAAAUGAAGAUCUCUCAACAUCAUCACUAAUUUUUAAUUCUCCUUGGACAUAAAUAAUGCAGGCAGGCAACCAAGGGAAGGGAUGGGAUCCUUGAGGGGUCAUUUCUCAAUGGAUGUUAGUAUUGCUUUAGUUAUUUAAUUACUCUUGUGAAACUACUGGUUCCAAUUAGUACGUUGCCUGCAGAAACGUUAUCUUUUGGGUUUAACUAUCUUGAGUUCCUCCUAGCAGUUUUGUUCCUUCUCAUGAUUCAGUUUCAUUGUCUAAGAAUAUCGUUUCUGAUUUCUGAGGCCAUUGGGAUACAAAGCCAGCCUCACCAACAAGGUAGGAAGGGAGAACUAGCUUAUAAUGAGAUGAACUGGUAAGAAAAAAUAUGUACCAAAACAAAAGAUAUAUCAGGUCUGUAACUGUAUAAACAUGAUUAUUCAACCACCCUGUUAAUUCUAGCUAUGUUUUAUUUAUGUAUAUUGCAUAGUAAAGGGCCUUAUUUUAGCAUUUCUUUCAAAAAGUAGUGUCGCUUGUGCUGUUUGUUACACACGGCACCUGCCAAUUGCCAUGAUCAAACCGCAGCGCCUCCAAAUGGCAACACCUCAUCAGCACCUCCAUCAACUGGUCUGGUGGCGCGUUAAUCUUAUUCGAGUGGAGUUGGGUUAGGGCUUAAUGACAGAACAUAAUUCAACAUAGAUUCAAGCACGUGUCUUCAAUGCCCUCGGGAUUCUCAGUCGAAACCAUUUUACAGUUACAGACUAGAGAACACGCAGAAAUGAGAGAGAGAGAAGCUGCAAAUGAAAGAAAAGCCGACUGAGUGAUAGAUUCUUGGAGAUAAAUUCUCAGUCUUCCUUCUUUGUGAGUAUUUCCCACUCUCUUAGCUUUCGAAGUCUGGACUCUAAAAGGUACCUUUUUUUUUCCCACUCUCUCUGUUGUUUUGGUCUCUUGAAUGUGUAAAACCAUGCUGUUUCUUCUCAUUUGUACAUAUUUUCUGGUGGGUAAGCUUUAAUCUUAGUUAUUGUUAGCCCCAAAAGGCUUUUUUCUUCUACUUUCACUCUCUGAUGUGUAAAGUUUAGGCCUUUAUGUCUAAAGAUGAAAAUUUUCUUCUUUGGUCUAAAUUCUUAUGUGCUUUACCAAAUGGGCUUUACUUGACAGGUCUAUUGAUUUCUGCAAUUGUAUUCCCUUGAGUUGUUUUGUGUGGAUUUGCAGCGGAAGCUUGCUGAGAACACUUUGCACAUAUUGAGGGCUCUCUGCUAAAUUCAGAUUGUGCAAUUUUAAGAAUUUCCUUCUUCUCUUAAAUUUAGCGUGAUGACUGCUGGUGAAGUGUCCAUUAAUAUUCAUGAUCAUGGUGCUGCUCUUGAUGAGAAAAAGAAAAGAGUUCAAUGCAAUUACUGUGGUAAAGUACUGAGUGGUUUCUCCCGUCUUAAGUACCACGUAGGAGGUAUACGAGGGGAUGUAGUGCCAUGUGAAAAGGUCGCUGAAAAUGUGAGGGAAUCAUUCAGAAGCAUGUUGUUAGAAAAUAAAAGAGCGAGUCGUGACAAUGAAGUUCAGAAUCUGUAUCCCCCAGAUCUCCCUUGGAAGAGAUAUUGCUCCCCUGACUUGAAUGCUGCUAAGCGUAAGAAGCGGGAUGCCAAUCAAACCACAGGUUGUGGGAGUGGAAUGCAUGCAGAGAUGCACUCUGUGGUAGAAGAUGAUAUGACUGAACAUGUUUCAGUUAAUAAUAGAAGAAGAGCCAUGAGUAGUGGACCAAAGGAAAAUGUAAUGUCAAGGCAAGCUCAAAGAUGCAUUGGCAGAUUCUUUUACGAAACGGGUUUUGAUUUCAGUGCUUCCACUUUGCCUAGCUUCCAGAGAAUGAUAAAUGCCACUCUUGAUGAUGGUCAUUCAGAGUAUAAGGUUCCUUCUUUACAAGAUUUGAAAGGGUGGAUCCUCCAUGAUGAAGUAGAGGAGAUAAAAACAUAUGUGAACGAGAUUAGUCAUUCAUGGGCAAGCACUGGGUGCAGUGUUUUGCUGGAUGGAUGGGUUGAUGAGAAGGGUCGCAACCUGGUUAGUUUUGUUGUGGAAUGCCCUGGGGGUCCAACUUAUCUCCGCUCAGCUGAUGUUUCAGCUAUCAUUGAUGAUGUGAAUGCCUUACAGUUGUUGCUGGAAGGAGUUAUUGAGGAGGUUGGGAUUGACAACGUAGUUCAAAUUGUAGCUUUUUCUACAGUAGGCUGGGUGGGGGCUGUAGGCGAGCAGUUUAUGCAAAGAUAUUGGUGUGUGUUCUGGUGUGUGAGUGCAUCUCAUUGCAUUGAGCUCAUGCUGGAAAAAAUCGGGGCAAUGGAUUCCAUCAGAAGAACACUGGAAAAGGCAAAGAUCAUUACGAAGUUCAUCUAUGGACAUAAAAAAGUUUUGAAACUUAUGAGAAAUCAUAUAGAUGACUACGACUUGAUAAAGCCCUCCAAGAUGAAGUUGGCUAUGCCUUUCUUCACCUUGGAGAAUAUUCUAUCAGAAAAGAAGAACUUGGAGGAAAUGUUUGAUUCAUUUGAGUGGAAGACCUCAGUCUGGUCUUCCACUGUGGAGGGAAUGCGAGUGGCUCAUCUGGUUGGGGAUCACUCUUUCUGGAGUGGAGCUGAGAUGGCCUCAAAAGCAACCGUGCCACUGCUGCGUGUUCUUUGCUUGGUUAAUGAGGGAGAUAAACCGCAAGUGGGAUUCAUAUAUGAAACCAUGGAUCAAGUAAAAGAGACAAUUAAAAAGGAAUUCAAAAACAAGAAAUCAGAUUAUACACCUUUUUGGACAGCAAUAGAUGACAUCUGGGAUACGCGUCUCCAUAGCCCUCUACAUGCAGCUGGUUAUUAUUUGAACCCAUGUCUGUUCUAUUCAUCUGAUUUCUACAGUGACCCAGAGGUUACAUUUGGGCUGUUAUGUUGCGUUGUUCGUAUGGUGGCAGACCAGCGCACUCAACUAAAAAUAACAUUUCAGCUUGACGAGUAUAGACAUGCUAGAGGUGCUUUUCAAGAGGGAAAAGCAAUUGUCAAAAGAACCAAUAUUUCUCCAGCUCAAUGGUGGUGUACCUAUGGGAAACAAUGUCCUGAGCUGCAAAGAUUUGCCGUCAGAAUUCUGAGCCAAACCUGUGAUGGCGCAUCUAGGUGCAAAACAAGCGAUCUGGUUUCAGAAGCGAUGUUAUUAGUGAAGAGAUUGAUCCAAUGGAUGACCGGGUUGUGGACGAAGCACCACAGGAGGUUGUGCCUGAAAAUGGUGACCGUGGAUUGAUGGACUCAGAUGGCAGUGAAGCUGAAGGACAUUGUGGAAUUCAAGCAAAGGAGGAGCCCAUUGAAGAUGCAUGACCACAAAAAUGUAGUGGUAGCUCUCUCGUUUUUUGUUUUUUUGGCUCUUGUAUGGGAUAGAACCAUCAUAUCCUUUUUGUAAUAAGCCUUCUGUUUCUGAAGUCUUUAUAUCUAAAUAUAAUGUAGGAUGUUUAUAUUUUUUUCUUC